Molecule: messenger RNA, 975 nt
Organism: Pleurotus ostreatus (oyster mushroom)
Lineage: Eukaryota; Fungi; Basidiomycota; Agaricomycetes; Agaricales; Pleurotaceae
Exons: 11
Coding region: 1-975 (324 amino acids)
Cellular component (GO): cytoplasm
Molecular function (GO): 2-oxoglutarate-dependent dioxygenase activity
Source: RefSeq, a predicted model, not a curated record
AUGAAUAAUUCUCCAACGCUCUUGAGCAGAUUUAACGUACAAGACCUCACGACCCACAUUGGGACCCAAUUUCCGGACGAGGAUGUCCAACUCUCUCACUUGUUGGUAGACCCUGAUGGCGACCAACUUAUCAAGGAACUUGCCUCACUUGUUUCGUCCCGCGGCGUCGUGUUCUUCAAGAAUCAAGACAUUGGCAUUCAACAACAAAAAGAGCUUGCGACCCGUCUAGGGGAACUAUCAGGAAAGCCCAAGACCUCUACAUUGCAUAGGCAUCCUGUCUCCGAAGAUACUCCAGAGCUCGGGGCUGAUGUCUCCGUUAUAUCUUCCAUGGGUGGCAUUGCAAGGGCGGGAGUGAUAGAAUCAACACGGGCCAGCAAUGGCUGGCAUUCUGACAUCACCUUUGAACGUGUGCCAGCGGAUUAUUCAAUACUCAAAAUGCACACGCUGCCUCCAAUUGGAGGAGACACUCUCUGGGCUAGUGCGUAUGAAGCUUACGAUAGGCUCUCGCCCGCUUUCAAGAAAUUCUUGUGUGGCUUGACAGCGGUCCACAGUGGCGAAUUCUUCUUGGAUUAUGCGCGUGCAACGGGAAUUAAAAUCCAAGAUCCACGAGGGUCUCCGGAAAAUACGGGGAGCGAUCUCACAGCCAUACACCCAGUAGUGAGAACACACCCUGUAACGAAAUUCCAAGCAUUGUUUGUAAACAAAUCCUUCACCCGAAGGAUUGUCGAACUGUCCCAAGACGAAUCCAAUGAUAUUCUUGAUUACUUGUUCAGACACGUGUCCGAAAACCAUGAUUUACAGGUACGUUACCGCUGGAGCAAGAACGAUGUUGCGAUAUGGGACAAUCGAGCCACCUUUCACACCGCGACGAACGACUACACUGCGUCGCGUCAAGGUAACCGGGUUGUUAGCAUUGGCGAGAAGCCAUAUUUCGAUCCGAAGGGGAAGUCGCGAAGAGACGUAUUAAGCUUGUGA